This is a messenger RNA of Tripterygium wilfordii, 1058 nucleotides long. RefSeq names its product cyclin-dependent protein kinase inhibitor SMR2-like. The record is from RefSeq and is a predicted model, not a curated record. The coding region runs from base 411 to 941 and encodes 176 amino acids. Gene Ontology annotation, biological process: regulation of DNA endoreduplication. The transcript has a single exon. Lineage: Eukaryota; Viridiplantae; Streptophyta; Magnoliopsida; Celastrales; Celastraceae.
UUUUAGAGGGACUUUUUAGAGGAAGAGAUGAUAAAAGACAGAAUAUUAGAAGCAAGAUUUGUGUGAGUGUGUAUGUAUGUUUGCAUUGGAUCCUUCGCCCAAGUGGGUCUCUCUUUUCUUUUAAGCUAAACUCCGAAACAAGGUUUUAGAAAAGAAAACACAAAACACAAAAGCAGACCGUCAAUUAGAUGAUUUGUGUUCGUCCUAUUUGUAUGUCAACCAUUGUUGUUCCUCAAUUAGGCUUCUGGGUCUCUACCAUCUUGCUUUGGCCUUGCUUCUUUUAUAUAUCUUAAUAUUUAUUUGUUACACUACACCCUGAUUAUCUCCAUUUCCAUUCACAAUCUCGAUCUUGUGUCGAUCUUUGGCUUCCUUUAUCUUUCUCGUUGAUCAUCAUACAUACUUCAGUACUCAUGGGCGUGUCUGGUCCAGAUCAAUUGUUUCUCUCUGAGAAAGAUUUGACAACCAUGGAUUUAAACUUGUUAGUUAGACCCAUGUUGGAGUUUCAUCAGAACGAGAGCCAAAUUGCACCCUUGGACGAAGAUUGUGAUGAUCUGCUUAUUCAGAACCAAGAAGAAAAAGAAGACGACGAAGUGCAAGUACAAGAACAAGAAGAAGACAAAGAAGGUGGAAAGAAGAAGUACAAGUUUAUGGUUUCUUCUUUAAACUUGAAAUUACAAUCUCCACGAGAAUUCAGGUAUGACGAUGAUGAUCAAUACGAUGGGUUGAGGACUCCGACAUCUUAUUCGGAUCACAAAAUCCCAGUUGUCCUUCAAUGCCCUCCCGCACCAAGAAAGCCUAGAUCCCUCCCUUCAAAACGAAAAGCCUCAUGCCAAAGAGUACUAGUACUGGAUCUGUCAAAAGAGAUCGAGUCUUUGUUCCCUCCAAACAUUGUUGGUAACAAGAUCAAGAAACUCAGACAAGAAAGUCAAGACACCAAAUGAGUCCAUAUAUAUGUGUGUGUGUUUGAUAGUAUCUAUGAUUUGUAGUAUUAAUUCCUUUGUAGUAUUGACCUGGUGUUUGUGCCAUCAAUGGCAUAUUGAUCAUAUUAUUCUUGUUCA